AAUACUUCUAGGCACGAAGACAUCAGAGAAGCCAUGCUGUCCCUGGUCCACAUGAUCCGGAUGUCAGAAGACAAACUGGAACGACAUGAAUUCAGAGAGAGGACUCUUGGAGACCAGCUGAAGAAAAUGCUGAUCGGGCUUGACAAGAAACACAGAGCUCUGGAACCAUUGAAAGGGAUGAUCUCAAGACUUGACGACCGUCUGUCUAACGUGGAAACUAUACUUCUACAGAGAGAAGAACGUGAAAAGUCAUCCCAAGCGAAAAUAAAUGAAGCACUAGAAGGCAUACAGAAGGCGCUGGUGGCGUUAGCACCUGCUCCUCCUCCACCGAUAGACCUGGACAACAACCUGUCUGCCAACGACGACGCUAUUCAACGGAGGCUAGACACCACUGACGCUAAGAUCGACGCUGUCAAGAAGGAAAUCAAAACUCUGAAAAACACUUUAAAUCCGGAGACAUUCCGUUCGAUGUGCUUAGAAGCAGCUUCCGACACAAAUCCAUUUGAGAAGCACAUAUCAGAAGCUGAGAAACUUCUAAACAAAUAUGAAACGAAACUCAGUGAGUACAAUGGAACCAAAGUGCAGACCGACUUCGUACCACUGAACGAAGUGUCGCUAGCUGACGAGGCGUGGCACAGCAAGAUGAGUGAAGUGAUGGAGCGCCAAGAAAAGGAAAUAAAGAAGAUCCAGCAGUUGUUGUCUGACGCGGAGAGCAUGUGGAAGGACCUCCCGCGACUGGCCGACAUCAACCGCGCCACCAACCAGACCAUUGACACCGUCACCAAGGCCACGGAGACCAUGCUUAUUAACAAUGAAAUGGGUAAGAAAUGUCAUCCCCACGUCUGUUAUCGGGACUUUAGUAGUCCCACUAUUCGUUAUUCUAUAAAAGCAAAAAUUAAUUAUGACCGUUAUUAUUUGAAAAUAGAAACGUGGAUUUGUUAG
Molecule: messenger RNA, 942 nt
Organism: Trichoplusia ni (cabbage looper)
Lineage: Eukaryota; Metazoa; Arthropoda; Insecta; Lepidoptera; Noctuidae
Product: putative leucine-rich repeat-containing protein DDB_G0290503
Exons: 4
Source: RefSeq, a predicted model, not a curated record